Molecule: messenger RNA, 1562 nt
Organism: Chiloscyllium plagiosum (whitespotted bambooshark)
Lineage: Eukaryota; Metazoa; Chordata; Chondrichthyes; Orectolobiformes; Hemiscylliidae
Product: cathepsin E-like
Biological process (GO): proteolysis
Molecular function (GO): aspartic-type endopeptidase activity
Source: RefSeq, a predicted model, not a curated record
CUUCAAACCACAGAAUUACUAUUGCAUAAUGUAAACUGUGGACUUCAUGCUGCCAAACGGUGACGAUGCCUUUUGUUUACCUUGUCUACCACGGGGUCUUGAAGAAAGUUCAAUAAAUUCACUGCGCCACUCAAUGUUACUGACCUGCAGUGAAGUGACCAACUCCGGUUACAUCUGUUCUGUCAAAGCAGAAAUGAAGUGGUUAAUAAUAGUUUUAUUUUCAAUCUACUUUACCGAAUCUGUCAUCAGGAUUCCUCUAAUUCGUUUUAAGACAAUAAGGAGAUUGCUCAGAGAAAGAAAUGAACUAGAAGAAUUUCUCCAAAAUCACAAUUCAGAUGCCUUUUUCCGCAAAUACAAUAGCUGUUAUCCUUCUGAAGUUUUAAUGAUGCAAGAUAUUGGUGUCACUUCAGAGCACUUAUCAAAUUAUAUGGAUGCCCAAUAUUAUGGAGAGAUUAGUAUUGGAACUCCACCGCAGACAUUUACUGUAGUGUUUGACACUGGCUCCUCUAAUCUCUGGGUGCCUUCAGCCUACUGCAUCAGCAAGGCAUGCGAACGACAUCGACGCUUUCAAUCAUUUUUCUCAUCAUCAUAUUCUCCCAAAGGAAACUCUUUUGCCAUACGAUAUGGCACUGGGCAACUCAUGGGAAUGAUGGGUAAAGAUAAAAUCACAAUUGGAAACAUUACCAUAAAUGGACAAGAAUUUGGGGAAUCUAUCUAUGAGCCAGGUUCGACAUUUACUGUUGCACAUUUUGAUGGUAUUUUAGGUUUAGGAUAUCCAUCUUUAGCUGAAGGUGAUGCCAUUCCCGUGUUUGACAGAAUGAUAAACCAGAGACUGUUGGAUAAACCCAUGUUUUCCAUCCUAAUAAACAGAGAAAUAGACAGUGAAAAUGGUGGUGAAUUGAUCCUCGGAGGCAUUGACCAAUCACAUUACACAGGCCGAAUUAAUUGGGUCCCUGUCUCACAACAGGCUUACUGGGAAAUUGAAGUGCAAAAAAUAAAAUAUAACAACAUUAUCACCUGUCAGAAUGGGUGUUCUGCAAUAGUUGACACUGGAACUUCUUUGAUAGCUGGUCCUCCGAGCUCAAUAAGAAAUAUGUUUCCUAAUUAUAAAGAAUUUCAGCUUGGCCGGGGAGAGCUUAAGGUAGAAUGCAGAAAAAUUCCCCAGCUGCCAAGCAUGACUUUCACUAUUAAAGAUGUGGAAUAUACAUUGGAAGCACAAGACUAUAUUAAAAAGUUUCACGAUGAACAGGAAAUGUGCCUUUAUGGAUUCCAGGCAAUAAAUAUGUACUCUUCUAAAGGACCUCUUUGGAUUCUGGGAGAUGUUUUCCUUGCAAAAUUCUACACCAUUUUUGACCGUGAACGUAAUCAAGUGGGAUUUGCUAAAUCUCGACAUGCAGUGAACAGUGGAGAGAGUGCAGUGGAUUGAAAUAUCAGAAGUGAACUGUACCUAUUUAUUAUCAGUAAAAUUGUCUUUAAUGGUUGAAUGGUACAAAGCAAUAUUUCAUAGCGUUUUUCAAAUGAAAAAUUUGUACUCAGUUUUACCAAAAUAAAAAUAAUCAAUA